AUGAACAUCCCAGUGCAUCCGAUAUACAAUCUCUCCCCCUACACCCUCAACAUGUCCAUUCACACCAAAAUUGUCAAAGCCGCCUUUGCACAUCCCAUCUCAACACUUCUACAUCUAAUCAACGGCAUUGCUCUCAUAUGGCCCGUCGCUGGCCUUUGUAUGAUUGGUCUGGGAAGGAAGGUGUGA
This is a messenger RNA of Plenodomus lingam JN3, 186 nucleotides long. NCBI's taxonomy places the organism in Eukaryota, Fungi, Ascomycota, Dothideomycetes, Pleosporales, Leptosphaeriaceae. The record is from RefSeq and is a predicted model, not a curated record.